Messenger RNA from Acanthochromis polyacanthus (spiny chromis), 4830 nucleotides. It is a transcript of the gene ppm1ba, whose product is annotated as protein phosphatase, Mg2+/Mn2+ dependent, 1Ba. Gene Ontology annotation, cellular component: cytosol; nucleus. The transcript has 7 exons. Lineage: Eukaryota; Metazoa; Chordata; Actinopteri; Pomacentridae. The coding region runs from base 420 to 1616 and encodes 398 amino acids. Gene Ontology annotation, molecular function: manganese ion binding; protein serine/threonine phosphatase activity; magnesium ion binding. Gene Ontology annotation, biological process: positive regulation of canonical NF-kappaB signal transduction; protein dephosphorylation; negative regulation of canonical NF-kappaB signal transduction. The record is from RefSeq and is a predicted model, not a curated record.
GGAUGCUGAAAAAGAACGUCAUCUGCCUCAUACAUUUAGCUUUAGCCAAAAUUAGCUAGCAGUUCAAAUCAUAGAUAUAUCCUGCCGAAUCAAGCGUUUUGCCUUUCAACCGAAAGCCUAUGCAGGAGUUAUUUACUUGGUGCUGCCCGGGUGUACAGUGCCAAACAUGUAUAUAAAAGCCUUAUUUCGAUGCAGGGAUAUGCUGAAAGGAGAACUGAUCGUGUGAAAUGCUGGUUAGCUUCAUCAGAGCUAGCUGAGUAGCAGGGGCCGAGAAGCGAAAGUGGCUAACGUUAACGAGGGCUAAGCCUAUCACAACAAGCCUGGCUACUUUAAUGUACCUGCCGUGAGCAGAAGAACAAGGACUGACUGAGAUAGUUCCUUUCCUACGAAGUAGCAGUGGGUGUCUCUAGGGCAGAGCCAUGGGUGCGUUCCUGGACAAGCCCAAAACGGAGAAGCACAACUCACACGGUGAGGGCAAUGGUCUGCGCUACGGGCUCAGCUCCAUGCAAGGGUGGCGGGUGGAGAUGGAGGAUGCUCACACAGCUGUGUUGGGACUUCCAGCUCCCGGUAUGACUGACUGGUCCUUUUUUGCCGUGUACGAUGGCCAUGCUGGCUCUAGGGUUGCCAACUACUGUUCUAAGCAUCUUCUGGAACACAUAAUCGCUGCCAGCUUAGCGGCCGGAGGUACACAAGGUUCCCAGGGUGGAUCAGGCGGCUCUGCCAGUGACCCUCCAAUGCCGGUUCCUCCUACUGUGGAGGCUGUGAAAGCUGGGAUCCGGACAGGCUUCCUGAGGAUUGAUGAGCACAUGCGCAGCUUCUCCGACCUCCGUAACGGCAUGGAGCGCAGCGGCUCCACAGCAGUGGGCAUUCUCCUGUCCCCCGAGCAUUUCUUCUUCAUUAACUGCGGAGAUUCCCGAGCCGUUCUGUACCGCAAUUCACACGUGUGCUUCUCCACCCUUGACCACAAGCCCUGCAACCCACGUGAGAGAGAGCGCAUCCAGAACGCAGGUGGCUCUGUGAUGAUUCAGAGGGUAAACGGGUCGCUGGCCGUAUCGAGGGCCUUGGGGGACUAUGAUUACAAGUGUGUGGACGGCAAGGGCCCCACGGAGCAGCUGGUCAGCCCUGAACCGGAGGUGUCUGCGAUGGUUCGGGCACCGGAGCAGGAUCAGUUCGUUAUUCUGGCAUGUGACGGCAUCUGGGAUGUCAUGUCCAACGAGGAGUUGUGCGAGUUUGUGAAAUCGAGGCUUGAGGUGUGCGAUGACCUGGAGAGAGUCUGCAAUGAAGUGGUGGACACCUGCCUGCACAAGGGGAGUCGGGAUAACAUGAGUGUUGUGUUAGUGUGUUUACCCAACGCUCCCAAAGUAUCAGAGGAAGCUGUGAGGAAAGAAGCAGAGCUCAACAAAUAUCUGGAGACUAGAGUGGAAGAGAUGCUGUCAAGGCCAGGGGAGGAGGGCUUUCCAGACCUGGUAACGGUGAUGAGGAACCUGUCCACCGACAGCGGCAUGCCCAUCCUGCCACCAGGGGGUGGUCUCGCCAGCAAACGCAGUGUUAUUGAAGCAGUAUACAACCGUCUGAACCCAUACAGGGAGGAAGAUGGACCCUCCUGUUUCAUUUGACUGGAGCGGAUUUGGAGUGCCACUGGUAGCUGUCCAGCACAACUGCCCGAUCCAAAACGACAGGACCACUAUUUCCACACGAGAUCACGCCCAUAGUCACCUUUUAAUUUCCUCUGGGAUUUCUUUUUAAUUUCACUUUUUUUUCUUUUUUCUCCACACUGAGAGAUUAAUGGAAGCAGAAAUAUCGGUUUGUAGAAACACACCCAACAUGGAGGACUGCAAAACAAAUUGUGUUGGCUCUUUUUAUUGAACAAAAACUGCAUUCACGUUCCGAAAGCAGGACAUCCAGAGUAUCGGAGGAGAGGCAAACAAGCACAGCUUCUCUUGCCCCUUUGUUUUCUUGCUUUCUUUGAGGUGGUCGUUUUUGUUGUGGAUUGACAGAGAGGUGAGAGCAGCCCAGCUCUGGAUUCUUUGGGGUUCUUUUGGUGCCUUGCUCAGAACUGAGAGAGAAGGGAGGACCUCACAACCCGACAGCCAGCCAACCGCUACCAAAAACCAGCCGCUCGCAGGUGUUUGAGACUGAAUAGACUGAAGUGGUUUUGUGGCAUUAUUUGUUUGUUUUUUUUGAAGUGUGAACUUUUCUGGGAGCUGAUCGACCACACGAGCCUGAGAUCCCCACUAAGCUACGCUCUCCAGUCCAGGUCCAGGGGCGUUUCUGCACCCGGCUCCAACAAAACCCACCAAUCAAAGACCUCCGAGGAGCAUUUUUGGGAGUCCGUUUGGCAACAGAUUUCAGUUGGGCUCCCCCGUAUUGAGCUGAAACAGGAUGUGGGCUGGCGGCUGCAGACAGGUUGAACUCAUGACGACUCCUCUUUGCACGUCUCUGCUCACUUCCUCUCCUCUCGUCUCCUAAAGGACGCUGUCAAACAGACGAUUCGUCACUCUUACCUUCUUGUCUCUCCUCAUCUUCGCCUCCUCCAUCUCUUCGCGUGUCAGAAGGGACUCGGCCGUCUCCUGCAUCGGCAGACGUCGCCAGAAUCAUAAGCUUUUGAUCCUGCUGUUGUUAAAGAUAUAGAAAGAUAGAAAUGAUUAUAUAUUAAAUUCGUAUAUAGAUAUAUAUAUAUAAACACAUAGAUAUAUAUUUUGAUUUGUUUGUUUCAUCUAAUUUCCCAGCAUAGGAAUCGUUGUGGCCUAAUGUGCGUGUCUGUGUGUCGCAGCGUUCCCACACAGCGGCGUUCCAAAGACAGGGUUUAGGGUGAAGGAAUUCCAACCUCACUUUCUUCUCUCAACACGUGCACACUCGGUCCUGCUCACGCUACAACUCGCCUUUUCUAUCUUUCCAGUAUCCCGUGUGGGGAAAAAAAAAGCCUCUUUUUUGUUUCGAUUGAAAAAAAAUUCUGUCAUUUACCUUUUAAAAACGAUUUUUUAAAUGUUUUUUUCGGUUUCUACGGCUUAUCUGAGUGCUAUCGCUGCGGUCCUGUUCCAGACGGAUAAAACGAGGGGAGCACCACACACACCUUGUACAGCAUAUUUGGGAGAGAAGUUUUUUUUUGUGUGUGUGUGUUUCACUGUAUGAAGUAAAGGAGGGACACUGUGGACGGAGGAGAAUGAGGAUCUACACAUGGAGUUUGGUUCACACUGUUAAUGAAAACGCUGAUAUGUUUCCACGGUUACCGUCACGGACUUUACCUAACAAGGUGCUGAGAAAAAAAGCCCCGGUGUGACUCUGGAUUAACCCGGAAUCUGUUUCAUUUCACCAAGCACUAAAAAACCCACAGAUUUUUCAGUCAUUUUGAAACAAAUACGUGGAUACACACACUUUGAGAGUGUAUUCUUUCCUUUAGAUGAUUUAAAAUACGCUUUAAAUAUAUACACACCUGUAAUAUACACUUUUUUCAAUCAUUCAAUGGCAACUUCAUCGUGCUUUAUUCCUGAAGUGGUGGUAUUGAAAGAGAAUGGGCCUGACAGUUUGCUGGCUGGUUAAUGUUCUUGUGGUACACUUGCUCUUGGUGCCAUAUGACGAAUAGGUACUUGAAUGUGUAGUUCUUUUUGCAGUUGUUUUAAUGCAAUGAUUGCUUUUUUUCUUUGUUUUUGUGGUGGAGGGAGCGGGAGGGGUGGGAUCUAUAGCGGUGCAUGUUUUGUGACUGAGGGAGGAGUGUAUUUUGUGUGUGAGAUGCACUGGGCGGGUGGGCAUGACGUGUUCGGCAUGGUGGAAACGCAACGUUAAAGAGAAAGAGAGCGACAGAAGAACAGCUUGGAGAGAAGUAGAACACAUUAGGAUCCUUGGUUUUGCUUGAAUUGAGUUUGAUUUUCUGUUUAAACCUCAAAGCAACAUAUUUUUCCCUGUCUGAUUCGAUACUGUUCCUAAAUCAUUCCCAUCGUGGAUGUUAUAGGUCUUAACUUCUGCCUUUUUCAACGUUGUUUCAGGUUUCACCACACCAAACACGGUCUUCUGUUUAGGUUUAUGUUUAAGCUACAUCAGACACUGGGCUCAGAGAGGAAUUAAGGGAGGGACGGAGGGAGAAAACAUUUAUUUUUCUGAAUGUAAUUAUUCAUUAUUCACACUGAUUCCACUGCAUGGACUGAAUACGAGCUGCACUGCAGCGUCACACUCUCUCCUCAGUCAUUUGAUGACAAAACAAGCUCUCUCGGCUUCCUUUGUUUUGACAAAAGUAUAUAAACUUGACCAUUAUUCUGGUUGUGGAAUAUAAUAUCAGAACUCACGCGGGAAGAUUUCACUUCACACAGAGGAGACUUUGGAGGUUCGGUGAUGCCUGAAUGAUUUGACCCUGACUUGUUGCUAUGAUUUGCGGAUAUGUUAAGUAAAGAGAAUUUUACAAAGCAUAUUGUGUCGUGAACCUGUCAGUUAUUGUGGGAUGGCUGGGUCGAUGGAACGUUGAAGGCGCCAGAAGGGAGAAUUUGGCAACACAGCAUCAGAUAAGACAUUCCUUGUGCGUUUUUUUUGUUUGUUUUGUUGUGAUGAAAAUUAACCUGAAAACUUCCCUCUGGUGUCUGUGAUCACUCUUCAUAUACAGUCUGUUAAAACUAACACAAAUAUGAUGGCAAAGAUGCAUCUCAGAUUGUUUUUAUUUAUUCCAGCUCUUAUUAAAAUGCUGUAUUUUGAGGACAGAAUGAGCUAACCUUUACCGUUGACAGGACUGAUAGAGGGGAAGGGAAAUGUUUCUGCAUCUUCUAAUUCCCUGGUAUGCUAUUGUGAUGUUUACACAAGGUACCGUGAACAUAAGCAUCAAUAAAAGAUGGAUUUAAGUUUAAA